Danio rerio (zebrafish) is the source of this 2003-nucleotide messenger RNA. It is a transcript of the gene slc24a5, whose product is annotated as solute carrier family 24 member 5. NCBI's taxonomy places the organism in Eukaryota, Metazoa, Chordata, Actinopteri, Cypriniformes, Danionidae. The record is from RefSeq and is marked validated.
GUAAGCCGCGGCGGUGUGUGUGUGUGUGUGUGUUCUCCGUCAUCUGUGUUCUGCUGAAUGAUGAGGACAGACGUGUUUCUCCAGCGGAGGAAGCGUAGAGAUGUUCUGCUCUCCAUCAUCGCUCUUCUUCUGCUCAUCUUCGCCAUCGUUCAUCUCGUCUUCUGCGCUGGACUGAGUUUCCAGGGUUCGAGUUCUGCUCGCGUCCGCCGAGACCUCGAGAAUGCGAGUGAGUGUGUGCAGCCACAGUCGUCUGAGUUUCCUGAAGGAUUCUUCACGGUGCAGGAGAGGAAAGAUGGAGGAAUCCUGAUUUACUUCAUGAUCAUCUUCUACAUGCUGCUGUCCGUCUCCAUCGUGUGUGAUGAAUAUUUUCUGCCAUCUCUGGAGGUCAUCAGCGAGCGUCUUGGUCUCUCGCAGGAUGUUGCUGGAGCCACGUUUAUGGCUGCGGGGAGUUCGGCUCCAGAGCUCGUCACUGCAUUUCUGGGUGUGUUUGUGACGAAGGGCGACAUCGGCGUCAGCACCAUCAUGGGUUCUGCUGUCUAUAACCUGCUGUGCAUCUGUGCAGCGUGCGGCCUGCUGUCCUCUGCAGUUGGUCGUCUGAGCUGCUGGCCGUUGUUCAGAGAUUGUGUUGCGUACUCCAUCAGUGUCGCCGCCGUCAUCGCCAUCAUCUCAGAUAACAGAGUUUACUGGUAUGAUGGCGCGUGUCUCCUGCUGGUGUACGGUGUGUAUGUAGCUGUACUGUGUUUCGAUCUGAAGAUCAGCGAGUACGUGAUGCAGCGCUUCAGUCCAUGCUGCUGGUGUCUGAAACCUCGCGAUCGUGACUCAGGCGAGCAGCAGCCUCUAGUGGGCUGGAGUGACGACAGCAGCCUGCGGGUCCAGCGCCGUUCCAGAAAUGACAGCGGAAUAUUCCAGGAUGAUUCUGGAUAUUCACAUCUAUCGCUCAGCCUGCACGGACUCAACGAAAUCAGCGACGAGCACAAGAGUGUGUUCUCCAUGCCGGAUCACGAUCUGAAGCGAAUCCUGUGGGUUUUGUCUCUUCCGGUCAGCACUCUGCUGUUUGUGAGCGUUCCCGACUGCAGGAGACCCUUCUGGAAGAACUUCUACAUGCUGACCUUCCUGAUGUCCGCCGUCUGGAUUUCUGCAUUCACUUAUGUGCUGGUCUGGAUGGUCACAAUCGUGGGGGAGACUCUGGGAAUCCCGGACACAGUGAUGGGAAUGACUCUUCUGGCUGCAGGAACCAGUAUCCCCGACACCGUGGCCAGUGUGAUGGUGGCACGAGAAGGUAAAUCUGAUAUGGCCAUGUCCAACAUCGUGGGCUCUAACGUGUUCGAUAUGCUGUGUCUGGGCCUGCCGUGGUUCAUCCAGACGGUGUUUGUUGACGUGGGCUCCCCGGUGGAUGUCAACAGCUCGGGGCUGGUCUUCAUGUCCUGCACGCUGCUGCUCUCCAUCAUCUUCCUCUUCCUCGCCGUGCACAUCAACGGCUGGAAGCUGGACUGGAAGCUGGGUCUGGUGUGUUUGGCGUGUUACAUUCUGUUCGCAACACUCUCCAUCCUGUACGAGCUCGGCAUCAUCGGGAACAAUCCCAUACGCUCCUGCAGCGACUGAACACUGCUCUACAGCGCCCCCUUAUGGACAACACAAGGACGUGACUCUUUAUAACCCUCUAAAGUGCACAGGUUCAUUACUGAAUACAAGAAAAUAGAACUGCGAGACGUCAACUCAAAAUACAAGAGAAGUCAAAGUGCGAGAUGUAAAAAAUAUAUGCACAUAAAUGAGGAUAAACUUUUUAUUUAAUAAGACAAAACUGCAUAAAGUCUGAUGUGAACACUGCUCAACAGCGCCCUCUCAUGGACAACACAUGGAUCUGACUCUUAUUAACCCUCCAGAGUGCAAAUACACUAACACAACGUAAUAUAACCAAGUUAAAAUGGCAAGAUGUGAACUCAAAAUACAAGAAAGCAGUCAAGAUGCCCGACAUAACAAAUGUGCAUUAAAAUGUAAGCCCU